AAACCAGUCGAAAAGGUCAGUUACACGUUAUUCACCAAAAUACACUGGGUUGUUACAAUAGCAUCUAGCCGUGGUUUUGUACAGAGUAUCCGUGUGCAAUCACCUGCAAGAGACAAUCAAUCGUGAGCCUCUUCAGCUUUCCCCUUUCCCCCUUAAGGAGCAGUCCCUAUUCUCGCCCUUUUACCUGUCAUUGAGAAAUUACCAGUGGUGAUAUCUCCCCUUAGCUGCCAUUUGGUAGUACUAUCCCGGCCCCCCAUAUAACCGCCAUCAUCUGUUCACCAUGCCUGACAGACAUAAAAUGAAGCUUUUCCACUUCAACAAAACAAAUACCGAAGAAGACCUCACCCCUUCCAACUCCAACCAAAGUCAUGCCAGUAACAAGAAGUUCUUGGGUUUCAACAUUGGUAAACCUGAUUCCCAUGACGUGUUGGCACUGCCCGUGAUCAGUAAUUCGAUUGACAAUGUCCAACAUCACACGGUUCAAGCAGCUGGGCAAAGUCGUAGUGGCACCAGCUCGCCCCAUUCGCCGCUGAACGUCAUCAACAAGGAAGACUCGAACCACGCGUUUCUCAAGUCCAAUUCGAUGGUGGAGUUGAAGAAAUUUUUCAAGCCCAUCAAAAAGGGACCUACUCCUAAAAACUACGACAAUAAACUCCAUUCGCCGCUGCCAAUGGCCGUCAAUAACCUGCAUCGAGAACACUCAUCGACGUCGUUGGCGAUGUUGAUCAACCAGACUUCAAGUCAAUUGUUGCACCACGCGUCACAGAGCUCGGCUGGUAACCAUGGAAAGGCCCCAUUCACCGAUGACGAGUCUCCAUUGGUUCAAAAGUACGGUAAAAUCGGUAAGGAAUUGGGUUCCGGAGCUGGAGGAUCCGUCAAAUUGAUCAUCCGCCCAUCCGACUCCAAGACGUUCGCUGUGAAGGAGUUCAGGCCUAGAAGAAAUACUGAGAGCUUGAAGGACUACACCAGGAAGUGCACGGCUGAGUACUGUAUUGGAUCGACCUUGAAGCAUCCCAACAUCAUCAAAACCAUAGACAUAAUCCAUGAAAACAACCGAUAUUACGAGAUCAUGGAGUAUGCUCCAAUCGACUUCUUUGCGGUUGUAAUGAGUGGAGAGAUGUCGAGACAAGAAAUCAACUGCUGCUUGAAACAAAUCAUCGAAGGAGUGGCUUAUUUGCAUAGUUUGGGGUUGGCCCACAGAGAUUUGAAGUUGGAUAAUUGUGUGUUGACGGAAGAUGGGAUUUUAAAAAUUAUAGAUUUUGGCAGUGCGGUCAUCUUCAAGUAUCCCUAUGAUCAUUACGGCAAUUCCAAGGAUUCCAUUCACUAUUGUCAUGGUGUGGUUGGUAGUGAUCCCUAUUUGGCACCUGAAGUGUUGAGAAAUUCCAAUUCCUACAAUCCUCAGCCAGUGGACUUAUGGUCAAUUGCCAUUAUCUACUGUUGUAUGACGUUAAAACGCUUUCCCUGGAAAAUCCCCAACCCUGAGAAGGACAAUAGUUUCAAACUCUACUCCAUGGAAGAUGAUAAUUGGCAUGACUAUGUUAUCAGCAACGAAUGUCAUAAGCUAUUGCUACAACAAAGAAAGUUGAAGAACACAAUUGUGCGGCUGAACAAACGAAAGAAACUGAUCCAAGAGUCUGGGGGACCAACCCCUGGAAACCAUGACGACAUGGAACAGGAUCACAUGGAGGAGCCUGCACCUACUUCGCAGUCAGAACAACCCGAAGCUGGCACUGAACCAUCCGUGCCCCAAGAAGGUGAAGAGGAGGUUUUAAGUGGAGCAAAGGCCGAGGAAAUCAUGGCCGAAUUGAAGAAAAUUGAAGAUAGGCUCGAAGAGUACGAGAACAAAAAACACGAGAUGAAACAACGGUUUAUCGAAGCCAAACAAAGAGCUCAAGGUGCUUCGGAAUCAAACAAAGAAGAAGAGGAGGAAACAGAACUGAAAAAGAAGAGCCACAAACAAAUACAUGGUCCCUAUAGAUUAAUGCGGCUCUUACCCCACGCUUCCAGACCCGUCAUCUCCAAGAUGUUGCAGGUGGAUCCCCAUUCUCGAGCUUCAUUGGAAGACAUCUUGAAUGACGAGUGGAUAAGAGAUAUCAAGUGUUGUACCCUCAAUAAAGUCGUGAGAAGUGAAGACAACGCCCUAGCUGGCGUCACGUUUGACGAAGACGAAAAUGAUGUGCUUGUUAAAGGAUCUCCACCCCACAACCACACCAUUGUGUUUGACAACCAGUAAGGAGGGUUCCUCUUUAGAUAGGCUCUUUAUCAACGAUUAAUGAAAUAUUUUUUCUGGAAAUAAAA
Molecule: messenger RNA, 2298 nt
Organism: Yamadazyma tenuis ATCC 10573
Lineage: Eukaryota; Fungi; Ascomycota; Pichiomycetes; Serinales; Debaryomycetaceae
Source: RefSeq, a predicted model, not a curated record